AUGGGGCUCAUCUCCCGAUGGAAGGCCAGCGACCUGGGCCAGGAAUUGACCGGCCCUUUGAUCGCAGUUUGCGGCUAUGCUGGCCUGGCUGGCGCGGGAUUCGGCUGGGACAAUUGCUACUGGGCCGGUUUCUUGGGCAUGCCAAAGUUUGCCCAGGACUUCGGAGUGUACAAUGCUGCGACUGGCACCUACUCGAUUCCUGCCUCAUGGCAGUCGGCUGGUAGCGGCGCACCCCUGGCCGGUGUUGCUCUUGGCUGUCUCUUCUCUGGUCUCGUUGGUCAGAGAUUCGGUCGUAUCAAGACCUUUUAUCUGGCUUCAAUCAUUGCCAUUGUCGGAAUUCUGAUCCAGGUGUGCUCAUUUGGGAACUUCUGGCAACUCAUGACCGGGCGUAUCAUCAACAGUGUGUCCAUGGGCUUGGUGUGCAAUGUUGUCCCGACAUACCAGAGCGAAGUAUCUCCAGCCAAGAUCCGCGGUUCGCUGAUCAACAUUUACCAAUUCUGGCAACUUCUUGGGGCUACCAUGGCUUGUGUUUGCAAUUGGGGCUUCCAGGCUCGUAUGGACCAAUGGGCAUAUCGUGUGACGCUUCUGAUCCAGUUCAUCAUUCCGGUCGUUCUGAUCGGGGGCGGCUUCUUCCUGCCCGAAUCACCCCGUUGGCUUGCUGGUCGAGGACGUUUUGAAGAGGCCCGCAAAGUCCUCCACCUUCUUCGCCGUGGCACCCCUCCGAGCCUGAUCGAUGAAGAAGCCAACUUGCUUAUCAAGGCUGAAGAGCAGAACCACGAGCUGUACCAGCGGACAUCCUGGGCAGAUGUCUUUAAAGGAACCAAUCUACGACGUACAUUGAUUUCGGCUGGCGUUCAAUGCCUACAGCAAGCCCAGGGCAGCGGUUUUAUCGUGCAGUACUCGGUCAUAUUUCUCCAAACUAUUGGUGUAACCAACAGCUUUGAGAUUCUGAUUUACUUGUACUUCGUCAAUUGCAUCUCGUCCGUCCUGGCCUUCCAUUUUGUGGACCGCAUUGGCCGCCGCCCAUUGAUGAUUGGCGGGGCAUGCAUUCUCGGUUUAUGCAUGUUCGUGCUAGCAGGGCUUACUGGGUUCCAUGGAGGUGACGCAGGUGCCCAGAAGGGAGCAUUGGCUUGUCUGUUUAUCUGGCAAUUCGUUCAGGCUAUAUCAUGGGCUUCUUGUGUCUGGAUCGUCUGCGCUGAAGUACCCACACUUGCUGUUCGAGAAAAGACGGUUACCGUGGCUACAUUCAGUGGGUUCUCCACGAAUGUACUGAUUACAUUCGUCAGCCCCUUUAUCCAGGAUGCUGGAUACGGUAAUCUGCAAGGAAAGAUCGGCUUCGUCUGGGGCGGAGGUUCUGUCGUUGCUGCUCUGUGGGCCUUCUUUGUUCUCCCUGAGCUCAAAGGCAGAACCCUCGAGGAGUUAGACGAACUGUUCCAGAAGCAUAUCAACGUAUUUGAGUUUGGCAAGUAUGAAACUACAGGAGCCGGAGCAACCCUUGCGGUCAUUGAGGGUAUGGCCCAUCAAGUAGAUGAGAAGACUGCGGCGAUAAUAGCCGAGGAGGGGCUCGAGAAGAAGGAUGUUUCGCCAUAG
Molecule: messenger RNA, 1590 nt
Organism: Neoarthrinium moseri
Lineage: Eukaryota; Fungi; Ascomycota; Sordariomycetes; Amphisphaeriales; Apiosporaceae
Exons: 6
Coding region: 1-1590 (529 amino acids)
Biological process (GO): transmembrane transport; carbohydrate transport
Cellular component (GO): membrane
Molecular function (GO): carbohydrate:proton symporter activity
Source: RefSeq, a predicted model, not a curated record